Messenger RNA from Bombyx mori (domestic silkworm), 3901 nucleotides. It is a transcript of the gene sqd, whose product is annotated as squid protein homologue. Gene Ontology annotation, molecular function: RNA binding. Lineage: Eukaryota; Metazoa; Arthropoda; Insecta; Lepidoptera; Bombycidae. Gene Ontology annotation, biological process: regulation of gene expression. Gene Ontology annotation, cellular component: chromatin; nucleoplasm. The transcript is spliced from 6 exons. Bases 1974 to 3176 code for a protein of 400 amino acids. The record is from RefSeq and is a predicted model, not a curated record.
CCGAAUUCGUUUAUUUAUUGAAAAAAAAAACUUACAGACUAAUUUAUAACAAUCAUAAUUAAGAAUAAUUAUUUUUUAUAUCAAUAUUGUUUGGCCAUAGCUGCAGUCAUCAUCGAAUUAAUUUGAAAAUCAUAAUAAUUAGCUGUUAAAGAGUUGUUUUGCAUGUAAUAGACCAGUGAUUUAUUCAGUAGACAGCCUAUUUCGCUGUUUUGUUUUCAAAAGAUUAAUAUGUGAAAAUAUGCGUUCAACGUUAGCGGAUGAAUAGGGAAGUGAUAAAAUAUUAAGGAUGAAAUUAGACAACAAAGGAAACAUUUGAGUUUCAUCGCCACGUUUUAGUAAAGUUACUUCAUCCCAAAAUAGUUCUACAUCAUUAGGAAAUGUUUUGAUUUGUUCACAAUUUCUUAAAAUGCGCCACUCUAUAUAAUUUUCCUGGAAAUCAUUGCUCUGAACAAUAUUGGGAAAGAGCCUACUCUUAUAGAAGUAUUGUAGUAGUUUUGCCAAAUUUAACAUUUUUUGGAUCAAUAAUGUCUAAAAGUGUCAAAUCGGUACAAAAUUCGGGAGAAUUUCCAUGUAUACUCUGAAAUCGGAGAAAAAUUGUUAUAUUUCGCUACUUCGGUAGAACAGAGUCCAUAUCGGUAGAAAUACCGAAAAAUCGGUAGGUUCGAGACCACUGCAGGUAUACUACGCCCAAGCGUUCGAGUGCCACGCAUUCAUUCUCGCUCUGUCUCUUUCCUUCUAGUGUGGUAGCGUUAAAUGCUUAACGCAACAUUGUUAGAAGUCGCAUUAGAAGUUUCACUUCAAUAAAUUUGUAACAUUGCAAUUUUAAGGAGCUCUCUGUUUUUUCAUUUUUCGCCCCUGUCUUGUAUUUAGUAAAUAAGUAUUGCGUUACUUAUUGCGUUGUAAUGAUAAUCUCAAAUUGUUUAUCGUUUAGGUUGAUAUCUAGAUAACUAGAUAUCCGAUAGUUCAUUGUGAGUUCACUCUGGUGGAUACCCAUGUUCUGCUUAUUUCAAUUAUAAAACAAUCAAACAAGGAAAUCGAAAGAAGCAAAUUUUACGAAAUAGCGAACGCUCGCUGAAGCUCAACAUUUUUUAAAGUUAAUCUACAUAACCUGAAAAUGCCUAAAAUUUAUCAAAAGUAUUAAUAUUUGAAUAAUAUCCAAAAAUCGAAUUAAAAAAUGGGAAUCCAUUCGCCUGAACUGUCGACAGGAGAAAUUUGCAAUACCGUUGAAGAAGGACAUGUCAUUCCUUAAAAUCUAGUAGUAGUCUUUCUCAAGAAAGACGUCACGCCGCAAUGAAAGUAACUAACUUAAAUAUGUCAGUCGUCAGAACCUAUGGAAUUUAGUUAACCUCCAUUAACCGGAGCAGCCAUCGAUCGUAGAUCUACGAUCGAUCGGAGCAGCAUAUUAUACUCAGCAUUAAGUAAAUUUUAUGCUUUAGUUUUUUUAUUAAAUAUUUUGUAUACCCUAGAUUUAUGUAUUCAAAUCAAUCGAUUUAUGGUUGUGUUCCAAGAAUUAACUAUUUAUAUCUGUAAUCUAUUUCCAAUUAACUAUUAAAAAAAACAUUUUUGUACAUUUUUAUUAAAUAGUCAUCCUGGCAAGGCAUGGUAUUUUUCCUUUGUUUGCUCAAAAAACAAGCUGUUAUUUGGUAAUGUUGGUAGUUGGUAUUGAUUGAAUGUAAAAUUCUAUCUCGUUUUGGUUAAGGCGAAAAAUUUUGUUCUCUCUUUUUAACGAUGAAUAAAUGCCAUUGACCCUUUGUUCUGCCGUUACCUGAUUGGUUGAUUUUUGGGAGGGGAGCAAAUUUCAAUGCAAAAAAAGCGUCUCUCUGCUGUAGCCAACAUAACGAACCAUUUGGCGCCGACUCCGAUUCAUCGCGUCAUCGCGUAGUUUCUUUCUUCUGCAUUUGGCAUUCGUUGUUGAAGGUCGCGUGUAGACCAUAGUUUUAGUUUAAUUCUAAUUAUUAGGCGUAAUUUUAGUCAUGGCUAAUAACGAUAAUUUUGCACAAGAUAUUACCACCGACAACCAGCUUAAUGGAAAUGCAGAGAACGGUGGCGGUGAUUCGCAAGAUCAUAACAGUGCUGAGGCCCCAGGACGCGAUGACGACAGAAAACUUUUUGUUGGUGGGCUGAGCUGGGAGACCACAGAUAAGGAGCUCCGUGAUCAUUUUGGAGCAUACGGUGAAAUAGAGAGUAUUAAUGUAAAGACAGAUCCAAACACAGGCAGAUCACGAGGGUUUGCCUUCAUUGUGUUUAAGGCCCCAGAGUCAAUAGACAAGGUCAUGGCUGCUGGUGAACACACCAUCAACAACAAGAAAGUAGACCCAAAGAAGGCUAAAGCACGACAUGGGAAGAUUUUUGUCGGAGGACUCAGCAGUGAAAUCUCAGAUGAUGAAAUCAGAAACUUCUUCAGUGAAUUUGGAACUAUCUUAGAAGUGGAGAUGCCCUUUGACAAAACAAAGAACCAAAGAAAGGGCUUCUGUUUCAUCACAUUUGAAUCUGAGCAAGUUGUAAAUGAUUUGCUUAAGACUCCCAAAAGAACAAUUGGUGGAAAGGAGGUCGAUGUGAAGCGUGCAACACCAAAACCAGAUGGCCCCGGAGGCAUAGGCACGCGAGGUGGCCGCGGCGGACGCGGUGCCAGAGGAGGCCGCGGCGGCCGUGGUGGAUACGGCGGCCAACCUUGGGGUAACCAGGGUUACGGCGGCUACGGCUACGGUCAGGGUGGCUAUGGCGGCGGAUACGACAGCUACGGCUACGGGGGCUACGGUUACGAUGGCUACGGGGGCUACGGCGGUUACGAUUACUCUGGAUACCCUAAUUACGACUACGCCGGGUACGGAGGGUACGAGGGCGGGUACGGCGCACGUCAGCCUCCGCGAGGGAAAGGUACUCGAAGCACACUUGCUCGCACACAGAUAGUUUAUGCAAUUCUUCUGCAAACAUUGUUCUUGACAAAGUUUCAUGUGAAGUUUUGCAAUAACACUAAACUCAAAUUUACAAUACUAUCUUAUCAUUCUGAGUUUUCAGGAUCAAGAAGAAUGUUUGUUAAAAUGUUCAUGAUCAUUAAUUUUCAAUUCAUUGUUAAUUUGUUUUGCUUAAAAACUACACCAUAUUCGGACCACUAUCAAAAUUUAUACCAAACGCAUUAUUACGUAGGCACGCAUGGCCUUAUUGUAUAUUUAUAGUUCAAAUAACAUUGGAAAGUAUAUUUAGGAACACAACUAAAUCUUUGCGAGUCUGUUGCACAUCUCUUUGAAGUUACUAACUGUAGACUUACUCUAUUUUAGAUUAGAAAAUCUCACCACUAAACUUUUGGACUUCUACUGAAAUUUUAGUUUUAAGUGUAGCAUGAACAAUAGAAUAAGUUUCAAUUAACAUUCAUAAUUAAGUGUGAUCACUAAAACACUUGAAUGUGUUUUUGUUUCAUCAAAGAUAAGAUUUGAAUGUCAUUGGUGUUUUUUGGACUCGUCUGAUUCUCAAAAAUUACAUUUUAUUUUAAAGAAUUUGUCUAAUCAGUUGACAUUGGAUAUGCUUAGUCAAAUAACAGGUAUAAUUUUAUUGAGUAGUGUAGUUUAGCAGAACAUACUUUUCUUUGUAAAGCACAUUUUCUCCAUUGUAUAUGGAGGUUAGGUUAAAAAACUUAUAAUUUUGAAUAACAUUCCUUUUUGUUUGGUGAUUUUGUGGUUACAUCUUUUCGGGAGAUCUUUUUCACACUCAGAAGUCAAUGUCGAUAUGGAUUAAAUAAUUUCUUCUAAACUACUGCUAGUUGUCUGUCAAUUGAUUGAGUGGAGUCGGACGGGUCACAUUAUUCCGAUAGUGCGGUGUGGUGAGGUUGUGUUGUGCCGCAGGGUACCAGGGGGGCAAGACGCGCGGGGGAGGCGGCGGAGCGCGGACCACACAGCGACACCAA